GGUGGGAGCAGAGUGAAUGCCUAAGAGCUUGGGCUGACAAGAGGCAGCCUAUGUUGAGUCCUGUUGAACAACAGGCCUGGGGAAUCUGCCUCUUCUACCUGGGUGGAGAGAGCUGCAGUCUGGAGUUAGGCCUCAGGCUCUGCCUUUGGUCGAGCUGUGUGAUGGUGAUGUAACCUCUCUGAGCCUCAGGUUUUUGUGUCAGGUGGUGUUGAGGUAGGUACUCAACAGAGGCCUGUGGCUCCCUGCCCCCACCAAUCCGAGGACGAUGAAGGCUGCUGUAGGUGGGGAAGAGGCUGCUGGCUCAGGACAUUUUGGAGGCCCCCAGGAACCUGCUGCAGUGCUCCCAUGUGGCCCUGCUGGUGUGUAGAAGAGCCUGGAAGUCCUGCUGGUCUAAAUUGGCAGUUAAUCAACUGGUCCUGCCUGCUCAGAAGGGUUUUGAGGCCAGAGGAAGGUUCAGCAAGUGCUCUGAUUGACUAGUAAUGCCUGCCAGGGACAAAGCAUGGCCAUGUGGUAAGUCUUCCACACUCAGGCUGGCCCCAGUGGGCUGGUGUGUGGCUGGGAAAGGCACCUCUCAAGUGAGUAGCCCCAGGGAAUCCACCUGGGGAGGUUGGCCAAAGGCCUGAAGUCACUGCUGGGUGGGGAGCUAGGAGAGGGAAAAAUUACAUCUGUCUAGUCCCCCUCUGAGGUCCCAGUUCACUGUCCUGCACACUCCCAUGCCCAGGGCAGGUGCUCAGAAAAUGAGCCCGAAUGGGAGGGGAGUCUCUUCACUCUUCCCCUCCGCCUUCUCCAGGUGGCCUUGGGGAAUUCCCAGAUCUUCUAGGCCGUGGCUUCCAUCCUGCCAGGUCUUGUUCUCUGAUUUUCCUGGGUGUGGCCCUCUCUCCCACCUGCUCCCCGGGGCCCUGACCUCCUACCCGCUCUGCCCCAACACCUGGGCAUGGCAGGGCAGGGGGAGGAUGGAUAGGCUGGCUCCCAGCAGUAGAGCUGUCCCAGGCAACAGCCUCCCUGUGCCACACUGCCAUCACCCAGGGCCUGGCAGCGCCCCCGCCGGGAGGCAGGCAGGGAUGGACUUCUGUUCCAUCCAGAACUAGUCACCAUGGAGAUCCCAGGAACAACCAAUAGGGAAGAGUGAGCCCAGGUGACCGGAGGACUGUGGGAGAACAUGGAUUCCACCAGCCUGUAACAACCCCUCUGGGGUAUCUGUCUGUGGGCACCCCGCCAACAAGAGUGGCAGGUGCCCAGACGUACUGGGUCUGUUUGUGUGUGCAUAUCACAGUGAGUGUGUGUGCACAUGUGUACUGUACAUUUCUGCACUUGUGCAUAGGUCUGUAUUUGUGUAUUUCUACACACACACGUAUGUGCCUGUGAGCAUAUAUGCAUGUGCAGGUAGAUCUGUGUGUGUUUGGGCCUGUAUUGUGUGUCCUUAUGUGUGUGUGUGUGUGUGUGUGCAUGCACACACAUGGAUGUGUACAGCCAGGAGUUCUGUCCAGGGCAGGAGAGUUGCCAGGCCUUUCACAGUCCACUCCUGGCCUGGCUUAGACGCUACUUGUUCUGAUCGCAACCUAGCCAGCCACCUCACCAAGGGAUGCGGGAGAAGCUGUCCCAAGGUUCAGAGGCAAGCAGGGUGACCCCUAGUCUGGGUCUCAGGCAGGGCUCUGAUGGCACAUCUCCCCCAGCCUGGCGCAGCUGCCCUGGGCAGAGACUGGCUCUGUCACCAGCAGCAGGCAUCAUGGACUGGAGUGCCCACCCCCUGCCCACCCCCUGCCCCACCCCUGCUCAGCUCUCAUAGUGGGAAAUAGACCUUGAUUGGAAAGGUGCCCUCCUGGAAGCAAGCAGGAGCUCACCCCAAAUUUGUGGUAGCCUCCUUAGGAUAGGAGGGCAAGAAACUGACCCUCCUCCCCUCCUGCCCCUCCAGCAUAUGCCAUUCAAAACGUGGUGGCCCAUCUCUAAGAAAUCCAGGGGCACUGGUGGGAAAAGGAAAGUCUGCUUCCAAGAUGCUUAAAUUAUUCUUGGUGACACAGCUCCUGGGUCACCAUGCCAUGUGGACAUGUGUGUUUAGGGGGGCAGGGUACACACCAGUUCAUAUCUGUUCAGUUCACAUCAAACAUCCCACCAUCACAGCUAAGCCUUGCCAGGCUGGGAAUGCCCCUUUGCUGUGUGGUUCUGGGGAUGGAUACCUGCAGACAGGGGAGGUAGCUCCAAACAUGCCUCAUGGGUUCAGGCCUGGCGACUGGGGGACAAGGGAUGAGGCAGAGACAGCAGGAGGAGGAAUGGCCUUGAGGAGGGGCAGACAUGCUAUUAGACAUCCAAAGAGAGAAAGUCUCGUGGGGGUGUAACCAUGACUGUGAUAGAGUCCAGAGCAAAGAUGGGGGGCAGGGGUCCUGGGAUCACAGAGCAGAGGGGCUGAUCUAGCCUGGAGGAUCAGAGGAAGCCUCCCUGAGAGUGACACCUGAGCUGGGAUAUUCUAGAAGGCAGGCAAAGGAUGAGGGCAAAAAACGUCCAGGCUGAGGGAAGAGCACGUGCAAAGGCCUGGAGGGAUGUGGGAGAGGGGUACAGCCCACAGAGGAGUUCAAAUACACCCCACCCGCAGCUCCCCUCCUGAGACCCGCUCACCCUCAGGGAUCCACACCUGUUCUGGGGCCCCCACCCUGCUCCUCAGGGAGACCCUAGUGAGUGGGGCACCUCUCCCAGGGGCUGCAGGUGAGGGAGGGUCUGAACCUUGAAGGGCAGGAAAGGCCACAUUCCUGAAGAAGAGGAAUGUCUUUGAUCCCAAGGUCUCACCCAAGGUACCAGGUCCCCUCUACCAGUAUCCUUGAGGGAGGCUCUCACAGUUGCAGAGCAAGGCCCUGGGCAGGGCAGCUCAGGCCUCUUGCUGUCUGACCAUAGGCAAGUGCCUGUUAUGCUCUGAGCAUGUAUGUCAGAGGGUUCUGGCCACCGCCCCCUCCCCCAACACUCAAGGGCAGCCCUGCUGGGCUCCACUUUCUGCAUUGUGUCUAGCUGUUCAAGAAUGGAGGCAGGGCUUCCACUCAGGAACCAAGGCUUUGGGGCGCUCCUCCAGGCAGGGUGAUGGGGGCCCAGGACCAUUCCAGCAUCUCACAUCGCCAGGUUCUCUUCUACCCCUUUGCUUCCACUGUCACCCUCCUCCCCAGAUGCUCUCCCUUCUCCUGUACUCAGUCAAACCCUGCCUCUUUUUAUAUCCCUGCAGGAGGAUGCCCCUCACCCCCCCGGGAGUCUUCCCAAUUCCACACGUCCUCACAGGUCUCUCCUCUAGGGUGGCUGUCCCCCCUAGAGGAGUCCGGAGGGGGAGGGAGACUAGGCAGCCAUCAUUAGCUAAUGUGAGGGGUAGCGGGCCGCUUUCCCUCUUCCAGGAGAGGCUUCCUCGUGCACAGGGGAUGGACCCUGUGGGGGCACAGUGGAGGGUCCCCUCUCAGUUGUGCCCCCAUUAGUGAGAACAGUGGCCAUUUCCUCAUGAGGCACUGCUGUAGUCAAAGCUCCAACAGGCCCCCCCCAACAGGACUGCCGAGGAGUGACUCACUGGCCAGCAGAUCUCCUCCCAUGUGGGUCUGCUCAGGCCUCUCUUUUGAGAGCUGUCUCCAUCCCAGACAACCAGCACCUGGACUGCUGGUCAAGGUAUCUGGCUUCAGAGAAGCACCCUCCCAGCCUGACAGACUUGUGAUGGGCUGGUUGGGCACUGUCCAGACCAGCAAGCUCCCACGUGGGGAAAACUGAGGCCCAGAGAGGUGAGAACCAGAUACAACACGUCAGCAGGUGGCAGGGCAGAAUCCGCAUCUGGGCCCCUAAAGCCCUGAGACUUCCAUGCAUCCUAGGUCCCCAGGGAAGUAGGCUCUGCCCAGCAACCCUAAGACAAGCCUGCGCAGGAGGCCAGAGGCCCGAUUCUCCUGUCAUCUCUCUGGACAUCUAUUCUCGGUGAUAAGGCCACCUGUGACUGCAGUGCUGUCCUCUUGCUGGGAGUGUGACUGUGGGAGAGAUCCCUGCUUCUUUGCGACACAGCCCUGCAGCUGGGAUGAAACCCUUAGACUAUCCUUCGCAAUGGACAAAAGGGGAUGGGGGGAGGUGGGUAGAGGGGACUGCCCCAGGGCCGCCCCUCUUCGUGCCCUCUGGUCAGCGGAAAGCUCAAAUCCUGCGGGUUCCAGAAGCACUCCCUUCGGCAAAUCUCAAGCACCACCGCCCUUCAUCUCUGACUGUAACUCCCUCCAGCUGGGUGUAAAGGCAAGGUGGCGGGGAGCCGACCAGCCUCGAGCAGACUUGAGGGGGUAAAUCCCAAGGAGGUGGGAAGACUCCGCCUGGCAGGGAACUGACCAGACGGACCGCAGGAUCAUCCGCGAGCUCCCUCCCGGCGGAGACAACCCUGACUCCGUAGGGAAAGCGUGGCAGGCCCUGCGCAGGCGCGCCGCCCCAGGCGAGCCGCUUUGUUCCUGCGCUACCUUGCGGAUCCAUUCACCUCCUCCGCCUAGCCAGCCAGCGAGCCGAUACACAGCAAUCGCUGAGACCCCGCCCACUUCCCGCGCUGGGUGGAACUCUCGACGGGCCCCGCCUUCCUCCCCCGCCCCACCGUCUCCUUCCGCCGCGAUUGGCCAUCUGCGUGGCGCACUCCCGCCUACCACGAAAGUUGAUUGGUGCGUUGGGAAGGAGGUGGGAGGUGGAGAGCCGAUUAAAGGGGAGCCCCCUCCCUCCCUCGCACCCGCUUGGGUGGAAAAGUCACGUGGCGCUUCCCUCGGCGCCUGUAACUACCCCGCUUGUAAAGCUUUCUUAAAGGGCCCGCUCUCUCUUCCCAGGGCUGGUCCUUACAGGAUUCCUCCACCCCUGCUCGUGGAGUGUGGCACGGCCUUGGGCCGUCCUACUUCGCCAGUCGCCUAGGUGCUGAUUGCCCCUCAGGCCUGCUGGGGUUAGACUACCCUCAGAUCUCCAAGCCUGUAGCCCUCAUUGGGACUAUGCAGUCGCCUGAAACGGUGACCGCCUAAGCUCAGAGCAUGGCGCGUAGUAGGCGUUCACUUUCCAUUUGUUGAAUGAACUCGCUGAGAAUGAAUGAAUGGAGUUGACAGGAGGAGGGGACUUUGACUCAGCUUGAUCGUCCCUUCUCUCUGCCCCAUCCCCUGGGAAACUCUGCUUGCGGGAAUGUAGGGAGGGGCUGCCACACGCAGGAUGCCCCCAGGGCAACCCUUCAGAAUAGGGCACAGGAGCUGGGAGCGCAGGGAAAGGGGACCCGGGAGGGUCUUGGCCCGGCCCCCAGGCGAACCAUAGCUAGUUCAGGGCAAGGCCAGAUCGCGGCAGCGCUGAGGAGGGGUGAAGGCCGCGGCGCAGGUCUCCGGGCGCACGGGACAGCUCGCGCGCCCGCGUACACCGUGCGGAGGGGCGGCGAAGGCUCGGUGCCUUUAAGCUCGGGCGCCGGCCCCGCGGCCCCGCCCCCCGGAGGACGCCUCGGCGCGCGGCCGCCCGAGACGCCGUUUAAUUGGGGCUGUCAGGUCGCGGCGCGCGCGGAGGGCCGGGCGGGACGGAGGCCGGGAGGCCGGGGCGGCGGGCGUGCAGCUCGGCGGGAGGCGGGCGCCCGGAGACGCGGCUGGGGCCCGCGCGGCCGGGGCGCCGUCCCAGGGCAGGGCUGCCCGGCCCCGGCCCCGGGCCACCCGCGCUCCCGAUGAAAAACCAGCUCCGCGGCCCCCCAGCGCGGGCGCACAUGUCGGCCUCGGGGGUGUCGGCGGCUGGGGGCACCGGGGCAGGGUCGGAGCCCACUGCGGGGUCUGGUUCCGGCACCGGCACCGGGUCAGGCGCGGCGGCGGGCGCGGGGGCCAUGCCCUGCAAGAGCGCCGAGUGGCUGCAGGAGGAGCUGGAGGCGCGCGGCGGCGCGUCCCUGCUGCUGCUUGACUGCCGGCCGCACGAGCUCUUCGAGUCGUCGCACAUCGAGACGGCCAUCAACCUGGCCAUCCCGGGCCUCAUGCUGCGCCGCUUGCGCAAGGGCAACCUGCCCAUCCGCUCCAUCAUCCCCAACCACGCCGACAAGGAGCGUUUCGCUACGCGCUGCAAGGCGGCCACCGUGCUGCUCUACGACGAGGCCACGGCCGAGUGGCAGCCAGAGCCCGGCGCUCCCACUUCGGUGCUUGGCCUUCUCCUGCAAAAGCUGCGCGACGACGGCUGCCAGGCCUACUACCUCCAAGGUGGUUUCAACAAGUUCCAGACAGAGUACUCAGAGCACUGUGAGACCAACGUGGACAGCUCGUCCUCUCCAAGUGGCUCGCCGCCCACCUCCGUCCUGGGCCUGGGGGGCCUACGCAUCAGCUCUGACUGCUCAGACGGUGAGUCGGACCGAGAGCUGCCCAGCAGUGCCACCGAGUCAGACGGCAGCCCUGUGCCAUCCAGCCAACCGGCCUUCCCCGUCCAGAUCCUGCCCUACCUCUACCUCGGCUGCGCCAAGGACUCCACCAACCUGGAUGUGCUCGGCAAGUACGGCAUCAAGUAUAUCCUCAAUGUCACGCCCAACCUGCCCAACGCUUUCGAGCACGGGGGCGAGUUCACCUACAAGCAGAUCCCCAUCUCUGACCACUGGAGCCAGAACCUCUCCCAGUUCUUCCCCGAGGCCAUCAGCUUCAUCGAUGUGAAAACCAUCCACCAGAUGGAAGAUGUUAACUACUUAAUGAUCAUGAGGACAGCAGCCCCCGGACCUACUGGCUCCCAAGCAUCGAUAAGGUUAACCCCUGUGACACCGCCCUGUUACCUUACCAUCAACCAAUCAGAGAACUGUGCACAAGCCGAUCACAUUUCCUGCGACUCGCCUCCCUCCCUUGCCUUUAAAAAUGUUUUGCUGAAACCCUUUGGGGAGUUCAAGGUUUUUGAGUACCAGUCACCCCUUCUCCUUGCAUUGGCACCUUACAGUAAACACUGCACUUUCCUCUACCACAACCCAGAGUCAGUAGAUUGGCUUCACUGCGCGUGGGCAAGCAGACUUGAGUGUGGUUCUGGCCACUGGAGUCUGAGCCCCUGCUCACCCUUCAUGGUGUGCCCACACGCUGAUCGCCCAGAGAGACGCAGCGGCCACCAGGGCCCGCCCUCACCCUGGCAGCUUUCCCGGAACAGCACAGCCCUGGAGGCCCCUUUCAGAGCCUCACUUCUCUCAUCUGUACAGUGGGGAUAAGAACUGUGGCUCUAAGAGGAGAAAGCAGGAUGAAGGCUCUUCCUCGCGGUGAGGCCUUGGGAAUAGGAGCAGCGGGGUGAUGCUAAUCUAACUGUGACCACCCCCUGCUGAGGGGCACCUCUCAGAGCCCACCAUUGCUGAUUUCUAUGUGCUCUUAGACAAGCCUCCUCCCCUCGUCCAGCCCUCAAGUCCCCUGUUUACACAGAUGCCAGAGGAGAAAAAUGACCCCCGGGGACCCAGCCAUCAGACUCAGGACUCAGGGACUGUGGCCCAGACUCUCAGUUCUAUCCCAAGGGCUGGACAGCUUGGCAUCCCAGGAGUAGCCUAGGAGUCAGUGUCCAGCCUGAGGACAAGGCUGGAGGCCAGGGCUGAGGGGCCUUGGCUGGGGGUGGGGGUGCUUGGGCAGCAUGCCUGGCUGGGCAGGGGUGAGCCUGGCCAGGCCCCUCUCUGCCCCAGCAGAGCCUUUUACUGCAGUCCCUUGAGGACAUUUGCUCCUUCCAUUUACCUGCCCAGGGGACUCCCCACGGUCCCAAGGCCCAGAGAAAUUUAGAGUACUGCCAAGCAAGAGGGCCCCCGGGGGAGCCCUGGCCCCUGGUCACUGCUCCAUGGUCUGCCCCUCCCCCCUACCAGCCUGCGUCUGGGGAUGGUUUGAUCAUGGAUUCUAAGUGUCUUCCAGGGGCCAUCAGGAAGGGCCUUGCUCUCAGCCUGCUGCCCUGCUUUCUAUUCCUUUGCUGUUUCCUACGUUGCUUGCCCGAAGACCCUCCUCACUGGCCCCCGAACUCCCCAGUCCUGCCCGUCCUCAGCACUGCACCUGUCCUCUGCACACUGUCUCUGUCCUCCACUCACACAGACCCCAAGCCUAGGCUUGCCAGUAGCUGCGUCUCUGCCCUCCCCAAGAGAGCCCAGCCUGGGGGCUUGGGCUUGGUGCUCCUGGCGGGGGAACAGCUGGCUUGUGCUUUUCCUCAGGCCCAGGCUAGGACCCUGCAGCCCUCUCCUCUGCCCCUCCCUGAUCACUGGGUCACUGCCCCUCCCUGGUGCUUGGGUUGCCCCACGUUUUCAUUGUCCCAUGGGCACCUCUGGGCCAGGACCCCGGGUGCAGUGUUUUCUGCAUCUCAGACUCUCCUUGGGCCUCAUGCCCAGAAGUGGCAUUUCCGGGGCCAACACCUGUGCUCUAUUUUUUCCAAUUGGUUUCCAAAAGGAAAACAGUAUGGAUUGUCUUUAACGAUUGGCUAUUAUUGUUGCUAAUGUAGAGACGCUGUGUAUCUGCAGUGCCAGGCACCCAGCAGGGGCCCAGCAAAGCACUGGGGGCUGAACCAUUCCUCUGCUGCAUGCAGCCCCUGCUUGGGGCCAGCGGCCCCAGCUGCCCUUCGAGACUGUCCUGCCUGGGAGUUUUGCUGGUAUCUACUCCUCUGGCAUCUCUAAUUGCAGUAAGAGUAAUAACAACACGGACGCAUGGCGCUCGCUCUGGCUUUACAGGAGACACUCAUUUAAUCCUCCCGGCAGCCCUGGGAGGGAGGUGCUGAUUACCUGCAGUGGGCAGACGUGGAAAGCAAGCUGAGAGGGUCCACACUGGGGCCUGGGUGCACGGGUGACUGACUGCAGAAUCCCUGCUUUCUGUCAUAGGGAAGAACAAACCUGACUCCAUAUUGGACCUGUUUCUUUUACUCUAACCUUUGUAUUUUGCUACAAGUUAAGGUUGUGGCCUAUAGCCUGAAAUAUAUAGGACAGCCCAUUCUCAAGGCUCUGACUUUCAAAGGUAUAACACUUUUCCUUUCACAUAGAGAUAAAAAGUGGCAGAACAGAGAAUAACAUUUGUC
Messenger RNA from Hippopotamus amphibius kiboko, 8958 nucleotides. It is a transcript of the gene DUSP7, whose product is annotated as dual specificity phosphatase 7. Gene Ontology annotation, biological process: negative regulation of MAPK cascade; protein dephosphorylation. The record is from RefSeq and is a predicted model, not a curated record. Gene Ontology annotation, cellular component: cytoplasm; cytosol. NCBI's taxonomy places the organism in Eukaryota, Metazoa, Chordata, Mammalia, Artiodactyla, Hippopotamidae. The coding region runs from base 5651 to 7141 and encodes 496 amino acids. Gene Ontology annotation, molecular function: MAP kinase tyrosine/serine/threonine phosphatase activity; protein tyrosine/threonine phosphatase activity. The transcript is spliced from 4 exons.